GUGACGUCAGAACCCAGAAGUCUCAAGUGGGAAUGAAAAAGUUCACCGAGAAGCCCAGUUGAGUUUGAAGAGUUUUCUUUCUGUCCUUCACUAAAACCCCGGUCUUUCUGUCAAAGGCAUUGGGUAUGGACAAACUCAGGUCGGUUUUAGGAGGGCGAGAUGGUCAGAGUGACAACAGAAAUAUUAUAGAGGCAGCGAACGAAGCUUCCACGCUAGGAUGGGGAACGCGCGUGAAAGGAUUUAUUGCUUGCAUGGUGGUCGGGGUUGGGUGCACUAUACUGGGGGUAGGCUGCCUCUUCAUCCCCAAAUUAGGCAUCAUUCUCUUCAUCGUCUUCUACACCUUUGGAAACCUCUGCUCACUCAUCAGCACCAUGUUCCUCAUGGGCCCACUCAAGCAGCUGAAGAGGAUGUGUGAUAAGACCAGGUUCUUCGCCACCGCCGUCAUGAUAACAUGUUUGGUGCUGACCCUGUGUGCUGCCUUCUGGUGGAAAAUAUUUAUUCUGGCUCUAUUUUUGGUCAUCCUGCAGUCCAUAGCAUUUGCAUGGUAUGGGCUGUCGUAUAUUCCAUUUGCAAGAGAUGCAGUGCUGAAGUUCCUCUCCAUGAUCGGCUCCAUGUUUUGCAAGGCAUGCAAGAAGUCGGUGUCGACUGAUGCUGGGUGAUGUGAAGUAGGCCUACAUAUGCGCUACUGACCACCUCACACUGUCCAGUGUGGGAGCAGGAUGAAGUGCAUAAGGAAGAACUGCUCACCAAUGACCUUCCUUUUAAUCCAUUAAAAAAAAAAACAAAUUCUGUGACUUUGAUGGGCCCUUGAUGGCCCGAAACAUCUUCCUCACCCUUCAUGAACUAAGGUUUUGACCCUGCACCCGUCUAAAGGAAAUUUGAUGUGAGUGACUCAUGAGAUCUGACUAGGAUGAAACGUUGCGCUGAGCUGUUCAGCCCAUACUCUGCAGUGUGGAAGCGGCUCCUGUUGUAACACCCUGCACAACUGAACUGACUGAAAGACCUCCACUCUUUUAAUAAUGCAGACAUCACAUUACAUGAAGUUUACAUCUUAUGUACAUAUUGUAUUGUUAAUAUAUUUUAUUGCAUAGUUUGUGUUCUGUGCUUCAAAUUUGUUUGAAUGUAGGCUAUUGGCCUUUAAAAAUAUAUAAAUACUAUUGUGUUUUAAAUGUGAGCUGUAAAGAUGUAAACUGAUUUGAAUGUAGGCUAUGGUUUUAUGUGAAGGUAUAUUGUUUUACAGAAUAUUGUAAUCUAUUUGUAUGGUAAGGAUUAGCUAAAUAAAAUAUUUGUCAAUUCA
This is a messenger RNA of Engraulis encrasicolus (European anchovy), 1297 nucleotides long. It is a transcript of the gene sft2d2a, whose product is annotated as SFT2 domain containing 2a. NCBI's taxonomy places the organism in Eukaryota, Metazoa, Chordata, Actinopteri, Clupeiformes, Engraulidae. Gene Ontology annotation, cellular component: membrane. The transcript has 8 exons. Gene Ontology annotation, biological process: vesicle-mediated transport. The record is from RefSeq and is a predicted model, not a curated record. Bases 126 to 659 code for a protein of 177 amino acids.